AGAAAUGCUUGGCUAUCUGAUUCUGUCGCUGGUACUUUGCUUCCUGUACUGGCGGUACAGAGACAGGAAACAGAUAACAAAUAUAUUUGACAAGCACGUGUACAUCACAGGCUGUGACUCUGGCUUUGGAAAUCUUCUGGCCCAGCGUCUGGACCAGCAGGGAUUCCAUGUUCUGGCUGCCUGUUUUACUGAGAAGGGUGCUGAAGAACUGAAGAGCAGGACAUCAUCGAGACUCAAAACAAUUCAACUUGAUGUUACCAAGUCUGAGAGUAUUGGGAAGGCAGCAGAAUUUGUAAAAUCAGAGGUAAAGGGAAAAGGACUCUGGGGGCUGGUUAACAAUGCUGGCAUCUUGCACCCCCUUGCCCCUGUUGACUGGCUUAUGAUAGAUGAUUACAGAGCCGUGCUGAAUGUCAACCUGAUUGGACUUAUUGAGGUCACACUGAGUGUACUUCCACUGAUAAAGCGGGCACGAGGCAGAAUAGUAAAUAUUGCAGGUGUAGGUGGAAGGAUCAGCCUUCGAAGUGGAGCAUAUUACAUCUCUAAAUUUGGUGUAGAAGCCUUCAAUGACAGUCUCAGAUGUGUCGUGCAGAGCAUACUGACAAGCCGAACCACAGCCUGGUAUGGAAACACCAAUGCCCUUGAAUGGAAAAUCCUACAAAAAUUAAUGGAUGCGGCUCAGUCCAGCACAGAUGCACAUGCCCACUCGAAUACACUCUGAUAUAUGGAAGUGCUGUGCUUUCAGAGACAGAGGUCUGAAAGAAGAGGGAACACUCCUAAUAUCCUGACGUUCAGUAUUAGGUAAUCUAUACCUAUAUGGACAACAGCUUGCUCUCCCUUCCGUACAUGCCCUGGCUUGUGUAUCACAUAGACAGCUGGGAUGCAACACCCAUGGUCGACCCACAGUUCCCCAGUAUAUUAUUGCAACUUUUCUGUUUUAACUAUUCCCCUGACUGUUGUAUAACUUCAGUGGCUUUCACUAAAAAUAAUAUAACCAUGCAAGUUGUGGUGUGAAUUAUCUAUAUUACAAUGGUGAGAAAAGUAGUAAAUGAAAAUUCCAUUCUGAGAAGUGAAUGCUAGAGAUCAUACAGCAAUAGAGCAUGAAAACAGAUUUCUCAGCACAAUCAGUUCAUGCCAACCAUGGCGUUUGCUCAGCUUGUCCCCAUUUCCUGUGUUUGGGCCAUUAUUGUCCAAGGCCCGGCCCAGCAUAGAUCUAUCUAAGUGACUCUUCAAUGACACUAUUGUACCUGCCUCUAUCAUUUCCUGUGGCAAUUCACGCAUCUACUCACCACACUCCAUGUGAAAAGAUGCCUUUUCACUCUAAGUUUAUGCUCCCUAGUUUUUGGCUUGCCUAGACUGUUACAUUUCACCUGUUGUCUGGUUCUCCUGAUUUUAAACUUCUCUAUAAGGUUGUCCCUCAUUCUCCCACAUUCCAAGGAAUAAAGACUUAUGCUGUCCACCCUCUCUCUCUAACUCAUGUCCCCUACUCCUGGCAACAUCCUCAUAAACAUUUUCUGUAUUCUUUCCAGAUUAACCACAUCCUUGCUAUAACAGGGUGAUCAGAACUGUCCACAGCAGUCCAACACCAACCAAAUGAUGAAGGCCAGAGUGCUAAAAACCGUUUUCACCACCGUCUACCUGUGAUGCCAGUUUCAAUGAACGAUACACUUAUACUCCCUGGUCUAUCUGUUCCAUUACACUCCCUAUUUCUCUACCGUUCAUUGUCCAACAAUGGUUUAACUUUCCAAAAUGCAUCACUUUACACUUGAAAUCAUUUGCCACUCCUUGGCCCACUUUACUGACCCCUAUUAUUUAAAACAACCAUCUACACUAUCAAGAACACCUCCUAAUUUUGUGGCAUCCAUAAAUUUUCUGAUGCAGCCUUACAAAUCAUUUAUAUUGAAUAACAAGGGUACCAACACUGAUCCCUGUGGCACACCACUAGUCACUGGCUUUGUGCUGGCUGUAUCCAAUAAAGAACCUUUGACCACAAGCUGAAUUUGAAUCUAUUUAACCACCUCUCCUGAACUCCAUGAGACCUAAAUGACCCACCAUCCCAUACCGGCCUUUUCCAAAUAGAUAAUAGCCACUGUCUUACCCUUAUCCAUCUUUUAGGUUACCUCUUCCAAUUACUCUAAAAGAUAUGUCAAGCUUUGUCCUCCAUGCAUAAAGCCAUGCUAAUUCCUCCUAAUUAGACUGUGCCUUUUCAAAUGCUGAUAGAUCCUCAGAAUUCUUUCUAGUAAAUUCCCAAGGACUGGCAUGACUUACCUUCUUUCUUAAACAAUGUAACACCAUUAGCCACAAGCAAUUAUAAAGUAAUAGAAAAGUACAGCAAAGACACAGGCCCUUCGACCCAUCUAGUCCAUACUGAACCAUUUAAACUGCCUAUUCCCAUCGACCUGCACCGUGACCAUCACCCUCCAUACCCCUCCCAUUCACGUACCUAUCCAAACUUCUCUUCAGCGUUGAAAUCAAGCUUGCAUGCACCAUUUGCACUGGCAGUGCAUUCCACACUUUCACGACCCUCUGAGUGAAGAAGUUUCCCCUCAUGUUCCCCUUAAGCUUUUCACCUUUCAUCCUUAACCAAUUACCUCUAGUUGUAGUCCCACCUAAACUUUGUGGAAAAUACCUGUUUGCAUUUACCCUAUCUAUACCCCUCAUAAUUUUGUAUACCUCUAUCAAAUCUCCCCUCAAUCAUUUACAAUCCUGGAAAUAAAGUCUUAACCUAUGCAACCUUUCCAUAUAACCAAGGUUCUCCAGACCCGACAACUUAACUUGUAAAUUUUCUCUGUAUUCUUCCAAACUUAUUUACAUCUUUCCUGUAGGUAGGUAAUAAAGACUGCAUACAACAAUCCAAUUAGGCCUUUCCAAUGUAUAUACAGAUAUACAGUAUAUACUUGGACAGUUACAGCCUGACAAUUCUGUUUUUGUAACAGUAAUUACAGUGAUAUCUGAUAAACUAAUGGCAAACAAUCACCAUCACCAACCAAAUGAUUAAAUUGAAAUAAAAACAUUUGUUCUGAAAGCAGUUGGUAAUACAAUGUUCACUCAAUUGUUUUCAAUAGUCUCUUCA
Molecule: messenger RNA, 3070 nt
Organism: Mobula hypostoma (lesser devil ray)
Lineage: Eukaryota; Metazoa; Chordata; Chondrichthyes; Myliobatiformes; Myliobatidae
Product: dehydrogenase/reductase SDR family member 9-like
Exons: 4
Coding region: 5-718 (237 amino acids)
Biological process (GO): retinol metabolic process; steroid metabolic process
Cellular component (GO): intracellular membrane-bounded organelle
Molecular function (GO): all-trans-retinol dehydrogenase (NAD+) activity
Source: RefSeq, a predicted model, not a curated record